Pongo pygmaeus (Bornean orangutan) is the source of this 2985-nucleotide messenger RNA. RefSeq names its product ubiquitin conjugating enzyme E2 V1 (gene UBE2V1). NCBI's taxonomy places the organism in Eukaryota, Metazoa, Chordata, Mammalia, Primates, Hominidae. The coding region runs from base 903 to 1346 and encodes 147 amino acids. The transcript has 4 exons. The record is from RefSeq and is a predicted model, not a curated record.
UCUCUGUUGAAAUAUGACCACCUUAGGAGGCCCUUCCUGACCAUCCUCUGCUGCCCUUUUCUUGGUUUAUCUCUACCCUAUCAGAAUUAUAGUUUCCUGUUUAUUUACUCGCUGUCUACGACUAGAAUGUAAGCCCCUGAAAGCAGCGAUUUGCUUCUUCAGAGAUGUCUAUCCAUCCCCAGCGCCUAGCAGUGUCUGGUACAUAGUAGGUGCUUAAUGUUUGUUUGGUUGAAUGAAUGAAUGAACGAACGAAUGAAUGAAUGAAUGAAUUGGGUAGAUGGUUAGCAAAUGUUUUCCCUGCCACCUUAAUGCCCCUAAAUCAUUUAGCUGCACCCACUCCAAGCCUUCUCUGGCCGGGGAGCAUCAAUCCUAGGAGCCAGAUCAUCUGACCUGGAGGGUGAUGAUUCAAAAAAUUUGAACCUGGAGGUUAAAAUUCUGCCUGUCUCUGCCACUUAACAGCUGAGUUUAGAUAAAUCGCUUGAUCUCUCUCGGCUGCAUUUUUCACAUUAAUUCUGACCUUGCGGAGAUGUGAGGAUCUAGAUAGGAACUAGACAGGAAAAAGCCCCAAGCGAAUUCGGCGCUUUUGUUUGAAGCUAUCUUUUCUUUUUCUUUCACAAUCGCGCCUUCCCAAGCCUAGUCACCCCUGCCCUUCUCACUAAGCACAUCACAACCUCCCUCGCACCCGAUGUGGGGGGACUUGCAGGUUGCUGGGCCCUCGAGCACGCAGAUAUUUCCUUUCUCUAAAAGGGAAGGAAAAGAGCCUCCCAGGCCACGGGUCGUGCAGGUCUCCGGAGCCGGCGUCAGCGGCGGCGUAUGUGCGUGCGCGCGCGCCUGCGCAUCAGGACCAGGGGACGGGCGGGGGGGUGAAGAAGGGGCCGGCCUUCAAGCAACAGCGACGCAAGAUGGCAGCCACCACGGGCUCGGGAGUAAAAGUCCCUCGCAAUUUCCGACUGUUGGAAGAACUCGAAGAAGGCCAGAAAGGAGUAGGAGAUGGCACAGUUAGCUGGGGUCUAGAAGAUGACGAAGACAUGACACUUACAAGAUGGACAGGGAUGAUAAUUGGGCCUCCAAGAACAAUUUAUGAAAACCGAAUAUACAGCCUUAAAAUAGAAUGUGGACCUAAAUACCCAGAAGCACCCCCCUUUGUAAGAUUUGUAACAAAAAUUAAUAUGAAUGGAGUAAAUAGUUCUAAUGGAGUGGUGGACCCAAGAGCCAUAUCAGUGCUAGCAAAAUGGCAGAAUUCAUAUAGCAUCAAAGUUGUCCUGCAAGAGCUUCGGCGCCUAAUGAUGUCUAAAGAAAAUAUGAAACUCCCUCAGCCGCCCGAAGGACAGUGUUACAGCAAUUAAUCAAAAAGAAAAACCACAGGCCCUUCCCCUUCCCCCCCAUUCGAUUUAAUCAGUCUUCAUUUUCCACAGUAGUAAAUUUUCUAGAUACGUCUUGUAGACCUCAAAGUACUGGAAAGGAAGCUCCCAUUCAAAGGAAAUUUAUCUUAAGAUACUGUAAAUGAUACUAAUUUUUUGUCCAUUUGAAAUAUAUAAGUUGUGCUAUAACAAAUCAUCCUGUAAAGUGUAACCACUGUCCACAUAGUUGAACUUCUGGGAUCAAGAAAGUCUAUUUAAAUUGAUUCCCAUCAUAACUGGUGGGGCACAUCUAACUCAACUGUGAAAAGACACAUCACACAAUCACCUUGCUGCUGAUUACACGGCCUGGGGUCUCUGCCUUCUCCCCUUACCCUCCCGCCUCCCUCCGUCCCUGCAACAACAGCCCUCUAGCCUGGGGGGCUUGUUAGAGUAGAUGUGAAGGUUUCAGGUCGCAGCCUGUGGGACUACUGCUAGGUGUGUGGGGUGUUUCGCCUGUACCCCUGGUUUCUUUAAGUCUUAAGUGAUGCCUCUUCCAAGCCAUCAUCCUGUCCCCAUGCUCCUCCACUCCCGCCCUUGGCCGAAGCAUAGAUUGUAACCCCUCCGCUCCCCUCAGAGAUUGGCCUUUGGUGAGGAAUUCAGGGCUUUCCCCAUAUCUUCUCUCCCCCACCUUUAUCGAGGGGUGCUGCUUUUUCUCCCUCCUCCUCAAGUUCCUUUUUGCACCGUUACCACCCAACACCUUCCAUGACACUUCCUUGCUUUGGCCAGAAGCCAUCAGGUAAGGUUGGAAAGAGUCUCUGACCUCCCUUGUUUAGUUUUGGAACCGUAUUCACUCACUCUCCACCAGCCUGGGAAAUGAAUAUUGGGUCCUCAGCCCUGCCACCCUCUGCUGUCAUCAGCUGAUGCAUUGUUUUUAGCUCAGGUUUUGAUAAGGUGAAAAGAAUAGUCACCAGGGUUACUCAGACCUGCCAGCUCUCGGAGUCCUUGGUGGUUGAACUUGGAGAAAGACCACAUGAAGAUACUUGUAAGCACACAUGAUCCCUCUGAAUUGUUUUACUUUCCUGUAAUUGCUUUUGCUUUUAAAAAUUGAAGAAGUUUUAAACAGGGCUUUCAUUUGGUCAUCCUUGCAAUCCACUGGGGUCUAGUUUGGAAUCUGACAACUGGAACAAAAAGAACCUUGCAUCCGGUGCAUGCCUUGGUUUUGGUGCUGCUGCUGCUUCCCAAGAUCCUCAGCAGGGAUUAAGAAAGAACCCGGUGUGCACAGCAGAUCCCCAAAAUUGGUGGGCUUGACCUCCUGGCAGAUUGCUGCGUCUUUCCACUUGCUGUUCAGGACCACUAAAUGCUGAAAUGUGGAUGCAUACCGAAAUAAAAGCAAUUCAUUGUGUACUAAAGGUUUUUUUUUUUUUAAUUUAGUAUUUGUGUGAAACCACCUUUUGAAGCAGCAACUAUCAAGUCUGAAAAGCAAUUGAUGUUUCCAUUAAUCUUUUUCUGGGGGGAAAACCUUAGUUCUAAGGAUUUAACAUCCUGUAAGUGAAGUUUAACAUAACAGUAUUCCAUAAGCAGCCUUUUUAUUGUCAGACCAUUGCCUGAUUUUAAUAUAAUAAAAAAAGUGUGCGUUAAUAUUUCA